AUGGCAACCUCCCACAUUCUCUUCAUCUGCCUCCUCCUCAUCCUUGCAGUUUUAUCGCAGGAGCCGUCCACCUCUAAACAAGGUACCUUUUGAUCAAUGAUGAACCAGACCAAACCAGAGGGGCUUUCCUUUCAUGGGACGAUCAAUACUGACCUAAACGAUUCCUAGAAGUCAAGUACUUCCUUUCCAUGUAGAAUUCCUACUAAGGCCAGUAUAGUAUAUACACUAUGUAUGGCUGGUAUACAUUACAUAUGGGUACACACCAGGGGGUAUCAUCAUACUGUGGGUACACACUAUGGGUACACACCAUGGGUAUCAUCACACUUUAACUGCGUGGCACACAUUUAAGUAAACUCUCAGAGGAAUAGAUCACUGAUAUACAGUAUGAAUGAUCUCAUUACUCACUCUGGUUUAAAUGUUACAUAAAUAAUUAAAUAUAGCCGUUAUUUGUGAAAACUCUAUAAUAUGCUUUAUGAUAAUGCAAUGGCACUGUGUAGUGUAUUUUACAGACUAAUACAAUAUCUUAGAACACGUGCUCUAAAUAAGCAUGCAUGCAUGGGCACAUACAGUGAGGGAAAAAGUAUUUGAUCCCCUGCUGAUUUUGUACUUUUGCCCACUGACAAAGACAUGAUCAGUCUAUAAUUUUAAUGGUAGGUUUAUUUGAAUAGUGAGAGACAGAAUAACAACAAAAUUAUCCAGAAAAACGCACGUCAAAAAUGUUAUAAAUUGAUUUGCAUUUUAAUGAGGGAAAUAAGUAUUUGACCCCUCUGCAAAACAUUACUUGGUACUUGGUGGCAAAACCCUUGUUGGCAAUCACAGAGGUCAGACGUUUCUUGUAGUUGGCCACCAGGUUUGCACACAUCUCAGGAGGGAUUUUGUUCCACUCCUCUUUGCAGAUCUUCUCCAAGCCAUUAAGGUUUCGAGGCUGACGUUUGGCAACUCGAACCUUCAGCUCCCUCCAUAUAUUUUCUAUGGGAUUAAGGUCUGGAGACUGGCUAGGCCACUCCAGGACCUUAAUGUGCUUCUUCUUGAGCCACUCCUUUGUUGCCUUGGCCGUGUGUUUUGGGUCAUUGUCAUGCUGGAAUACCCAUCCACGACCCAUUUUCAAUGCCCUGGCUGAGGGAAGGAGGUUCUCACCCAAGAUUUGACGGUACAUGGCCCCAUCCAUCGUCCUUUUGAUGCGGUGAAGUUGUCCUGUCCCCUUAGCAGAAAAACACCCCCAAAGCAUAAUGUUUCCACCUCCAUGUUUGACGGUGGGGAUGGUGUUCUUGGGGUCAUAGGCAGCAUUCCUCCUCCUCCAAACACGGCGAGUUAAGUUGAUGCCAAAGAGCUCGAUUUUGGUCUCAUCUGACCACAACACUUUCACCCAGUUCUCCUCUGAAUCAUUCAGAUGUUCAUUGGCAAACUUCAGACAGCCCUGUAUAUGUGCUUUCUUGUGCAGGGGGACCUUGCGGGCCCUGCAGGAUUGCAGUCCUUUACGGCGUAGUGUGUUACCAAUUGUUUUUUUGGUGACUAUGGUCCCAGCUGCCUUGAGAUCAUUGACAAGAUCCUCCCGUGUAGUUCUGGGCUGAUUCCUCACCGUUCUCAUGAUCAUUGCAACUCCACGAGGUGAGAUAUUGCAUGGAGCCCCAGGCCAAGGGAGAUUGACAGUUCUUUUGUGUUUCUUCCAUUUGCGAAUAAUCGCACCAACUGUUGUCACCUUCUCACCAAGCUGCUUGGCGAUGGUCUUGUAGCCCAUUCCAGCCUUGUGUAGGUCUACAAUCUUGUCCCUGACAUCCUUGGAGAGCUCUUUGGUCUUGGCCAUGGUGGAGAGUUUGGAAUCUGAUUGAUUGAUUGCUUCUGUGGACAGGUGUCUUUUAUAUAGGUAACAAGCUGAGAUUAGGAGCAGUCCCUUUAAGAGUGUUCUCCUAAUCUCAGCUCGUUUCCUGUAUAAAAGACACCUGGGAGCCAGAAAUCUUUUUGAUUGAGAGGGGGUCAAAUACUUAUUUCCCUCAUUAAAAUGCAAAUCAAUUUAUAACAUUUUUGACAUGCGUUUUUCUGGAUUUCUUUGUUGUUAUUCAGUCUCUCACUAUUCAAAUAAACCUACCAUUAAAAUUAUAGACUGAUCAUUUCUUUGUCAGUGGGCAAACGUACAAAAUCAGCAGGGGAUCAAAUACUUUUUUCCCUCACUGUAUCGAGUUCUUCCCAGGAACUGGAUUUCCAAGAAUUCUGGAGGGGGCAGUGUGGGAGCGGUGAGUGGUACACUGUGGGAAACUGUUUAGAUAUUCAGACUCCCCCUCUCAACAGAUGGAGCGUUGGAAUGGAAAACGUUUGAGUGCAGGAAGUUCUAUUCCUAGGUGGUUCAGGCCUUUAUGAUGAAGUCACAUUUCUCCUAAGUGUUUCUUCGUGUUACACAACAUUAACACGUUAUAUAACUAUUUAGCGCCGAUGGAUGGAAUAGAAGCUUUCACUCUACCGUGAGUCUCUUUUGUCUCUGAUUUUUAUAGGCUUUGGCAGUGGUGCUUUGACAGUUAUUCUGUUUCCAGUAAGUGGUACUUCACACAGGCAGAAUGGGUGAAAGGAUUUGAGUUCCCAGCCAAAAAUAUAAGAGAUUUUAUUUUUCUGAGAAUCAGCAGUACUCUGUCUGAGAGAAACAGAUGGACCUAGAACAGUGCAGGCCGAGGGGACACUUUGCCAGCUCACGCACACAGAUAGAAAAUACAACUUUUCAAUGCUUCCCAUGCUGGAGCAAACCCAAGUUUUUUUCCUCACAGAGCUUUAAAGAUGUUCAAUUGAAGCGGACAACCUUGGUUGCAGCUACUGCUUUAAAGUGUCCACAUAAGUAGCUACAAUAUAUAACACCAGCUGUCCUUCACUCAAGCGUUCCUCUACCAUAGGUGGGAAAAUGUUCACUUUGCACAUGUAAUUGCCUUUGAUUUCUGGAACAAACAGAACAGGUAAAUGCUCGGUGUACAUUUAUGUGAGAUGCAUAUUUAUUUUUAUACACUAUCUUGUGAAUUACUCUCUGACAUUAGGACUGAAAAGUCAAAACAUUCAUCCUGACUUUAAUCAAAGGGAAGGAGAGGGUUGUGUUUGUUCGGCUGCUGUGUAAUAGGAGAUAGGGAGGGAAGAAAUUGGUGUUUUAAUGCGCAGGGUGUUUUAAUACACACGUUACACAAACAUCACUCCAAAUGAGGAGAAACAACAUCAAUAGAGGUUGUUAAGGCAAUAGCACCAUCCCUUUCAUCUGUAUAAUUGUGUAUGUGUAUCUGGCAUACGUCAGUGACGUAAAUAGGAGAGAGAAAAUAGUGAAUUAGACUCUAUAAAGCACGUGUCAAACUCAUUACACGGAGGGCCGAGUGUCUGCAGGUUUUUCGCUCCUACCAUGUACCUGAUUGAUGAUUUAAGGUCACUAAUUAGUAAGGAACUCCCCUCACUGGUUGUCUACAGUGAGGGAAAAAAGUAUUUGAUCCCCUGCUGAUUUUGUACGUUUGCCCACUGACAAAGACAUGAUCAGUCUAUAAUUUUAAUGGUAGGUUUAUUUGAACAGUGAGAGACAGAAUAACAACAAAAAAAUCCUGAAACGCAUGUCAAAAAUGUUAUAAGUUGAUUUGCAUUUUAAUGAGGGAAAUAAGUAUUUGACCCCUCUGCAAAACAUGACUUAGUACUUGGUGGCAAAACCCUUGUUUGCAAUCACAGAGGUCAGACGUUUCUUGUAGUUGGCCACCAGGUUUGCACACAUCUCAGGAGGGAUUUUGUCCCACUCCUCUUUGCAGAUCUUCUCCAAGUCAUUAAGGUUUCGAGGCUGACGUUUGGCAACUCGAACCUUCAGCUCCCUCCGCAGAUUCUCUAUGGGAUUAAGGUCUGGAGACUGGCUAGGCCACUCCAGGACCUUAAUGUGCUUCUUCUUGAGCCACUCCUUUGUUGCCUUGUCGUGUGUUUUGGGUCAUUGUCAUGCUGGAAUACCCAUCCACGACCCAUUUUCAAUGCCCUGGCUGAGGGAAGGAGGUUCUCACCCAAGAUUUGACUGUACAUGGCCCCGUCCAUCGUCCCUUUUGAUGCGGUGAAGUUGUCCUGUCCCCUUAGCAGAAAAACACCCCCAAAGCAUAAUGUUUCCACCUCCAUGUUUGAUGGUGGGGAUGGUGUUCUUGGGGUCAUAGGCAGCAUUCCUCCUCCUCCAAACACGGCGAGUUGAGUUGAUGCCAAAGAGCUCGAUUUUGGUCUCAUCUGACCACAACACUUUCACCCAGUUCUCCUCUGAAUCAUUCAGAUGUUCAUUGGCAAUCUUCAGACGGGCCUGUAUAUGUGCUUUCUUGAGCAGGGGGACCUUGCGGGCGCUGCAGGAUUUCAGUCCUUCACGGCGUAGUGUGUUACCAAUUGUUUUCUUGGUGACUAUGGUCCCAGCUGCCUUGAGAUCAUUGACAAGAUCCUCCUGAGUAGUUCUGGGCUGAUUCCUCACCGUUCUCAUGAUCAUUGCAACUCCACGAGGUGAGAUCUUGCAUGGAGCCCCAGGCCGAGGGAGAUUGACAAUUAUUUUGUGUUUCUUCCAUUUGCUAAUAAUCGCACCAACUGUUGUCACCUUCUCACCAAGCUGCCUGGCGAUGGUCUUGUAGCCCAUUACAGCCUUUUGUAGUUCUACAAUCUUGUCCCUGACAUCCUUGGAGAGCUCUUUGGUCUUGGCCAUGGUGGAGAGUUUGGAAUCUGAUUGAUUGCUUCUGUGGACAGGUGUCUUUUUAUACAGGUAACAAGCUGAGAUUAGGAGCACUCCCUUUAAGAGUGUUCUCCUAAUCUCAGCUCGUUACCUGUAUAAAAGACACCUGGGAGCCAGAAAUCUUUCUGAUUGAGAGGGGGUCAAAUACUUAUUUCCCUCAUUAACAUGCAAAUCAAUUUAUAACAUUUUUGACAUGCAUUUUUCUGUAUUUUUUGUUGUUGUGAUUCUGUCUCUCACUGUUCAAAUAAACCUACCUUUAAAAUUAUAGACUGAUAAUUUCUUUGUCAGUGGGCAAACGUACAAAAUCAGCAGGGGAUCAAAUACUUUUUUCCCUCACUGUAGGUCUUAAUUGAAAGGAAAAACCAGCAGACUCUAGCCCCUCCAUGGAAUGAGUUUGACACCCCUGCUAUAAAACAUAUAGUGCUAGCACUCAUCGCAUGUGUACUCUACAGGGAAUUACUUUAUGCAUUUAGAAAUCCCUUGAUUAAUACAGCCAUUUCCUUCCUCCAUUCCUCCUAUUACACAGCAGCCGAUCAAACACAACCCUCUCUUUCCCUUUGAUUAAAGUCAUAAUGAAUGUUUUGAAUUUUGAGUCCUAGUGUGAGAGAUGAGUAGGCUAAUUUACGAGAUAGUAGAGGACAUUUUGUAUCAGAAGUGGAGGACGUUUUGUAAAAGAGUUCUGGAACACUAGAAUAACUGUAGCCCAAAUUUAUAUCUUACUCUUGUUUUCUUGGAAAGGUCGGUUUAAAGUUAGCUUCAACGUCCUGUUGGAUCCAGUGAUAUCUGCUGCGCACAUGUUGUGAAAACAAAUGACCUAAACUUGUCAGACACUAAGCAAACUACACAUUAAAGAACAUUCAAGAACAUUCACAAGGACUCACAUACACAUGCAAAUUUAUAUUCUGAAAAUAUUAAGUCAAAAUGGGGAGUCUGGAUGUAGUAGGAGAUGUAGAGUCACAAUUUGUGCACAACACACACACACACACACCACCUGUCCUGAAUCCUCAUCAGUCACGAGCUAGUAUGAAACACUUGAGAGUUGCCAAGUGUUGGAUUGAUUUUUCCUUUUAAUUCCGAGGAAGUUCCUGGUAGAAAAGGAUCUGGUAAACAGGUUAUUUUUAACCUUUGGCCACCCUGAUGAGCUGCUAACCAAGCCAGUGGUAUGCAUUUCUCCUCAGCUGCCAUCUCCCUAGGCGCCAGGGCCCUUCAACCUGCUGUUGUGCUGUCCCUCUCAGCGGUGUUGAUGUGGCACAUUAUGGGAGAUGGUACAAAUUAUUGAAGGACCUAAGUGCCUCCUCAGGGCUAUGAACAAACAGGAGUGUUUACUUAAAGCUCCCCUCUCUCUGGCAACACAUUAAUAUAAUAAUGUACUAUAGUACAGACAGACCAGGACAGCGCUUGCCUGGUGUGUCAUAUUGCUGUCAUAAACAAGUAAAUGAUCAUUUAUCUUUCCUACAGCUUAUUUAUUGCUUCCUUUAUUGCCCCUAGGAGCAGAAGGUAAUACGUUGCAUCAUAUUACAGCGUUUUAGGUGUAGUAGUAAUUGGCUUCAGAGAAAAUCGUUCCAAUUGCACUAUUUUAUUGCCAGCUGUCAUUUUCCUGCAGAUACAGCAGAUCUCUGAACACUUACUUUGAGUGGAGGUUUCAUGCAGUGUUCUAUGUAAGGACAGAUGAUGGCAGGGAUUUCCCCGAAAUUCCUGUGGGUGGUAAAGUCUGGCUGACAGAUUUAGAGAGGUCUGCGGAAACUUCCAGGAAAAUGUAGCUGUCCGCCAUGAGGCUACGCCACUCAGAGGAGUUAAGUUACGCUCUGUUUGUCUUACACAGGCAUAGGUCGACUAGACUGGGUGUGUGUUAAUGUUUUAAGUUCGUGUUUUGACUGUUGAAAGUCUAUAUAGACUGUGUGCUCACCUCUUUCCCUCCCUCUCAGCCCGCCCCCAGAUCACUGGCUGUGUCUCCCAUGACAUGAACACCUUCCGCUGCAGAUGGAAUGUCGGAGCAGCAGAACCCAGAGACCUGCGGAUGUUCUACUACAUUAAUGAUAAGAAGUGAGUGAAAAAAGGUUCCGUAAGUAAGGGAGAGAUAAAGAUUCUGAGGGCUGAAAUGAAAUACAGAACACACUGUUGAGAUCCCAAAAUGUUUUUCUUCUGAAAUAAUUUGUAGUUCUUAACUGUAUGUGAGUCUCUCCCUCUUACCUAAAUUAUGUCAGGUGCAUGAUGUAAGUCUUUCCUGCAAUCAGCACAGUAUUAAAAACCCCAUGUUGUCUCCCUAUGCCUGCAGUAUAUCUCCCAAAGAGUGGGGUGAAUGUCCUCACUACGCUGACAGUACAGAUGAGUGCUUCUUCAAUGAACGCUACACAAAGGUCUGGAUGACCUACAGUGUCCAGCUCCGCUCUGGAGAUCAGGACAUUCUCUAUGACGAGGUCAUCUUCACCGUGGAAGACAUCGGUUAGCCUGGCCUCUGACCUCCUAAACCACAGUCACUCCUCCAUUCAUAGCUACCUAUAGCUACCCUACUGUCACCUGUCUGUCCUCUGUCUGCCUCUACACAUCUCCCAAAAUGUAAACCCUAAUCACUUUUUUAUCAUUGGAAAUUGAAAUGUGUAAAUACUGAAUUGUAAACAGUGAGUAUUUUCAAACAUUAGGAACCCCCCCAAAAAUAAAUAAAUACUGUAACAAAAGCGUUCCACAGGGAUGCUGGCCCAGGUUGACUCCAAUGCUUCCCACAUUUGUGUCAAGUUGGCUGGAUGUCCUUUGGGUGGUGGACCAUUCUUGAAACACACAGGAAGCUGUUGAGCGUGAAAACCCCAGCAGCGUUGCAGCUCUUGACACACUCAAACCGGUCCGCCUGCCACCUACUACCAUCAAAGGCACUUAAAUAUGUUGUCUUGCCAAUUCAUCCUCGGAAUGGCACACAUACACAAUCCAUGUCUAAAUUGUCUCAAGGCUUAAAAAUCCUUCUUUAACCUGUCUCCUCCCCUUCAUCUACACUGAUUUGAAGUGGAUGUAAUGAGUGAUAUCAAUAAGGGCUCUCUAGCAAAUUAGUUAGAUUGUCUCACCCCAUGUUCAAGAAUGGCCUUUUUUCCCUUUAUUCAGAUUACAACCACUCACUUUCAGUUAUUUGAAAAGGAAAUAAUCUCCCAAAUAUCACUAUUUCUAAAACAAGCCAUAGAAAGUUGGUUGCAAUUUCAAUUUAAUCCUCCAGAAACAACAGAACAAAUAAUGCAACAAAUAUUGUGGUUAAACUCAAAUAUACUAAUUGAUAAUAAAAAAACAUUAUUUUUUGAAAAAGUUUUUAAAAGGUAUAAUCUUCGUAAAUUAUAUCAUAGGUAGGACUGGUGGAGUUAUGUCACACAUGCAGCUAACAAAAACAAAUGGAAAUGUCUGCUCUACCCAAAAUUACAACCAAAUAAUUGCAGCAUUACCUCAAAAAUGGAAGAUGAAAGUGGAAGGGGGAAAAAGUAAGGAACUUGUCUGUCAGCCCUGCAUUAAAUAACAUAAUUGGUUAAAGUAUACCAGUUUCAUUUAAGGACCAAAGGUUUGACAGCCGUCCCAUAUAGAUUGCAAAAUAGUGGGAAGAGAUUUGUGACGUACCGAUUCCAUGACAUAGUGUUAAUGAACUGAUAUGCAAAACGACGCCGGAUUCAAAACUUAGAAUUUUCCAAUUUCAAUUAUUAUACAGCAUUCUUGCCACCAAUAUAAUGUUAUUUAUAUGGGGGAUACAAUCUUCCCAGCUCUGCAGAUUUUGCUGCGAAGAGACAAUCAUUAGAUCAUUUGUUUUGGGACUGUCCAUUUGUAGCUUGUUUUUGGUCACAGGUCCAGGAAUGGCUGAAGGAUUGCAAUAUUUACCUGGAGCUAACCCUGCAGAUAGCACUACUGGGUGAUUUGAAAAGUCAUAGUCAAUCGAUCAAUAAUGUAAUAAUACUUUUAGGAAAAACAUUUAUUUUCAAUUUACAAUCUGUAGAAACAAUGACAAUAGAAGGGUUCAGAACUUUUAUGAAACUGCACAGUACAGUUGAAAAAUAUAUGGCAAAUAGAAAUCCAACAUGGUUGGUGUUAAGAGACAGAUGGGAGGUGUUGAAUGGAGCUGAAGGAUGGGACUAAUAACAACUAACAACAACUAAUAACAGGAUAACUAAUGUGAAGCAUACUAUGUCCAUAAUAAGUAUAUAGGUUAUAGGUUGAGAGCUUUUGUGAAAGAGCACAGUUAAAAAGAUAUGGCAUAUAGAAGCAAACUGGAUGGUCAUCAUGAAAAUGAUAGAGAUUGAGGGUAGAGGAAGUUCAGGAGUAAAAACAAACAAAAUAUAAUUAUUGUAAAAUUGACAGUGUCGUUCACUAGUUUACUCCAAUUAGGGGAGGGGUGGUGGGGUUGGAAAGUAAUAAAGGGACAUUUAUUUUUUUAAAGGAUAUGUAUAUAUAUGUAUGUACAGUGGGGGAAAAAAGUAUUUAGUCAGCCACCAAUUGUGCAAGUUCUCCCACUUAAAAAGAUGAGAGAGGUCUGUAAUUUUCAUCAUAGGUACACGUCAACUAUGACAGACAAAAUGAGAAAAAUAAAUCCAGAAAAUCACAUUGUAGGAUUUUUUAUGAAUUUAUUUGCAAAUUAUGGUGGAAAAUAAGUAUUUGGUCAAUAACAAAAGUUUCUCAAUACUUUGUUAUAUACCCUUUGUUGGCAAUGACACAGGUCAAAAGUUUUCUGUAAGUCUUCACAAGGUUUUCACACACUGUUGCUGGUAUUUUGGCCCAUUCCUCCAUGCAGAUCUCCUCUAGAGCAGUGAUGUUUUGGGGCUGUCGCUGGGCAACACGGACUUUCAACUCCCUCCAAAGAUUUUCUAUGGGGUUGAGAUCUGGAGACUGGUUAGGCCACUCCAGGACCUUGAAAUGCUUCUUACGAAGCCACUACUUCGUUGCCCGGGCGGUUUGGGAUCAUUGUCAUGCUGAAAGACCCAGCCACGUUUCAUCUUCAAUGCCGUUGCUGAUGGAAGGAGGUUUUCACUCAAAAUCUCACGAUACAUGGCCCCCCCAUUCAUUCUUUCCUUUAUACGGAUCAGUCGUCCUGGUCCCUUUGCAGAAAAACAGCCCCAAAGCAUGAUGUUUCCACCCCCAUGCUUCACAGUAGGUAUGGUGUUCUUUGGAUGCAACUCAGCAUUCUUUGUCCUCCAAACACGACGAGUUGAGUUUUUACCAAAAAGUUAUAUUUUGGUUUCAUCUGACCAUAUGACAUUCUCCCAAUCCUCUUCUGGAUCAUCCAAAUGCACUCUAGCAAACUUCAGACGGGCCUGGACAUGUACUGGCUUAAGCAGGGGGACACGUCUGGCACUGCAGGAUUUGAGUCCCUGGCGGCAUAGUGUGUUACUGAUGGUAGGCUUUGUUACUUUGGUCCCAGCUCUCUGCAGGUCAUUCACUAAGUCCCCCCGUGUGGUUCUGGGAUUUUUGCUCACCAUUCUUGUGAUCAUUUUGACCCCACGGGGUGAGAUCUUGCAUGGAGCCCCAGAUCGAGGGAGAUUAUCAGUGGUCUUGUAUGUCUUCCAUUUCCUAAUAAUUGCUCCCACAGUUGAUUUCUUAAAACCAAGCUGCUUACCUUUUGCAGAUUCAGUCUUCCCAGCCUGGUGCAGGUCUACAAUUUUGUUUCUGGUGUCCUUUGACAGCUCUUUGGUCUUGGCCAUAGUGGAGUUUGGAGUGUGACUGUUUGAGGUUGUGGACAGGUGUCUUUUAUACUGAUAACAAGUUCAAACAGGUGCCAUUAAUACAGGUAACGAGUGGAGGACAGAGGAGCCUCUUAAAGAAGAAGUUACAGGUCUGUGAGAGCCAGAAAUCUUGCUUGUUUGUAGGUGACCAAAUACUUAUUUUCCACCAUAAUUUGCAAAUAAAUUCAUUAAAAAUCCUACAAUGUGAUUUUCUGGAAUUUUUUUACUCAAUUUGUCUGUCAUAGUUGACGUGUACCUAUGAUGAAAAUUACAGGCCUCUCUCAUCUUUUUAAGUGGGAGAACUUGCACAAUUGGUGGCUGACUAAAUACUUUUUUUUCCCCACUGUAUGUAUUUAUAUGUAUGUAUUUAUAUGUAUGUAUGUAUGUGUGUGUGUGUGUAUGUAUGUGUAUCUCUCCCGAGUGGCGCAGUGGUCUAAGGCACUGCAUCGCAGUGCUAGCUGUGCCACUAGAGAUCCUGGUUCGAAUCCAGGCUCUGUCGUAGCCGGCCGCGACCGGGAGACCCAUGGGGCGGCGCACAAUUGGCCCAGGGUAGGGGAGGGAAUGGCCGGCAGGUAGCUCAGUUGGUAGAGCAUGGCGUUUGCAACGCCAGGGUUGUGGGUUUGAUUCCCACAGGGGGCCAGUAUGAAAAAUAAAAAAUAAAGAAUGUAUGCACUCACUAACUGUAAGUCGCUCUGGAUAAGAGCGUCUGCUAAAUGACUAAAAUGUAAAUGUAUAUAUAUGCAAGAAAAAAUAUAUAUGUGGGGAUUGGAAGUGAUGCAGUCAAUUACAUUGAUGGAAGUUACAAUCUAUCUGCAAUAUUAAAGCUGAUCUACCCCAAAGAAGAAAAACAAAAACAAUUUUUUUUUUUUAAUUACCUUAUUUUCCGCACUAUAAGGCGCACGGAUUAUAAGGCGCACCUUCAAUGAAUGGCCUGUUUUAGAACUGUUUUCAUAUAUAGGGCGCACCGGAUUAUAAGGCACAUAGAAUAGAAGAUACUGUAGUCAAACGUUUGACUGGGUUUGCGUUAUGCAUCCACUAGAUGGAGCUGUGCUAAAGGGAUGUCAACAAAACAGUCAGAUAAAGUCAAACUUUAUUAAGCGUUCUGACAACUCCGUUCACUCCCUUGGUAACGUUGUUCAAACGUUAAUGUGCAUAUUAACAAUAUCUCCCAGCCUUGCUCACUCUUCUCCCAAACGUGGAAGGGAACUUUUCCCUGAUUCGGUAUACACGUAGUAAAAGAAACAGUCUGAUACCACUAAAUCAAACGUUAGUGCAUAACUCAACAUUGUUCAGUUACGUAUAACACGUAAAGCUCACUUUUUCAGUUCAUUCCCUGUCCACGAAUCCCUCGAAUUCUUCUCUUCAGUGUCCGAAUUGAACGGAAACUCUGUUUAGUCUUCUUUACUUGGCGCAGGUCAUCUUCUUGCUUCCUCCACUUCCGUACCAUUGAUUCAUUAAUGUUGAAUUCUCUCGCUGCUGCUCUAUUCCCAUAUUCUACUGCGUGACCGACAGCCUUGAGCUUGACCUCUGCGUCGUAAGCGUCUCUUGAAAGGUGCCAUUUUGGGGUCUUUAUACACACACAAGUGGUGUGGGACUGUGAGUAAGCACAGUACCGGUGUUUACUGACUACGGUAGCCGUAAUGCUGCAAGCGGUGCGGCUUUGUAGUUUACCAGUCGUACUGAAACAUUUCAUUAUUAUUAAAUUGUUUUUAUUGGUUUUUCAUACUGAAACAUUUUGACAGAGUGCCUUGAGCGCCGUGUACAACCAGUAUGGAUCAACCAAUUAACCAAUUGAUCCAUAUAUAAGGCGCUCCGGAUUAUAAGGCGCACUGUCGUUUUUUUAGAAAAUUAAAGGAUUUUAAGUGUGCCUUAUAGUGCGGAAAAUACGGUAGUAGAAAUGUACAAACAAAAAAUAAAUAAGGGCUCAUAACUUUCACCUGGAUUCACGUGGUCAGUCUUUGUCAUGGAAAGAGCAGGUGUUCUUAAUGUUUUGUAUACUCUGUGUGUACGGUAUAUAUAGCCUAAUUAUAUAGCCUCAUUGUGUAGAUAUACUACAUUUUUGAUAUGCCAUUCAGCAUUUCAAGUGGUGAACCUAAUGUUGUUUUAAAUGUGUUCCAGUGGAACCAGACCCUCCAAUAGCGCUGAACUGGACCCUGUUGAAUGUGGGUCUAACCGGGAGCCACUUUGACAUCAUGUUGAGCUGGGAACCACCGCACUCCGCAGAUGUGUCGAUGGGCUGGAUGACGCUACAGUACGAGGUGCAGUACCGCGAGGUCAACUCAACACUGUGGAGGACGGUGAGUCCCAGCCCUGGCCCUUAUGCAUAGGGCUGGGUCAGGAGUUCUUCCUGACUCCGUGAUUAGACCAGGAAAAACUCCUGGCCCCACCUAUACCCCUUCUAUGUUUGACUCUUUCGGUCAGACUGUUGCAGAUCACACCAUUGGGUCAUUUCAGAAUCUACAUUAGCAAUAAAGAUUAAAUGUAGUGUUCCAGUGUUAAUAUAAACCUUUCUCUGGACGUACAGUACCUAAUGAGACUGUGCGGUCCAGAUUAUUUUGACCUGACCAAAUUUUACUGCAUUAUUUAAAGAUAAUUUCAGUGAAUAAUAUAAUGACCUAAUAAUCAAAAGUCUUAUGCCUCCUCCCACAUUGUAAUUUAGAACAAACUGCCUCUUUCCCAGGGCAGUCUGCCGUGUCAUUCUCCCUCUCACGUUAUAUCCCUCCAUGCAACGGAACAUGAAUCUUGGGGGUAAUCUACCAAAGUGACAUACCAAGGCUCUACUGCUUUUAAGUUGAUUCAUGCCUUUAUAUGACAUGAUAUAUUUCUCAAGGUGACUUAUCCUCAGCUAAACUCUAAGCAGCGUGCCCCUUAAACCAAAUCACAUGGAUUAAACCUGCAGGUGUAAGUUAUGUCUCGUCUUAUUGUGUGGGUGAUAUUCACUAACUAACUGGUGUAAAACCUCUCUGUUUUGACUGCAACCCUAGGUGGACCAUGAAAAGGGAAUGCAGCGAUCGCUAUACGGGCUGCGCACCAACACAGACAAUGAGGUCAGGGUGAGGUGCAAGAUGCUGGCAUCCCGUAACUUUGGGGAAUUCAGCGACUCCAUAUUCAUACACAUCCCCACUAAAGGUACUGACGUAUUGUUUUUAUAUACUGUCAUAUAAAAUGUUGCUGUUAUAACAUGUAUGAUGUCUCUGUUUUGAAUCGUAUUAAUUGCUUUCUAUAUAUUAAUAUGUGCUCAGAGUCCAGACUUCCAGUUACUGUCCUGCUUGUCUUUGCUGCUUUGGGUUUGGCAGUCAUCCUAAUGCUGGUAAUAUAUUCCCAGCAACAGAAGUAAGAGACUCACUUUUACCUUUCACUUUAUCUUAAAAUACAUUUGUUCAACCUCUUCAUAAAAAUGUGCAAGUCUAAUGCUACAUGUCUUUUUAAUAACGCUUCCUCUAUCUUUCUUCAAGGUUGAUGGUGAUUCUGCUGCCUCCAAUUCCUGGUCCCAAAAUCAAAGGCAUCGACCCAGAGCUCCUUAAAGUAUUAACUUAACACAGUGAAAAAUACCUAAAAUUCUUUACUUGCACCAUUAAAACCAUUGCCACUAGAGUUUUGUGGGGUGGCAAUAUGAAGUACUAGCAAGGUUGUAAUAAGUGUAUGUUGCCCCUUUAAACUAACUCUGAGGUAUUAUCUGUUGUUGACUAUAGAAAGGUAAGUUGGCUGAGCUGACCUCCAUCCUGGGCUGCCACCCUGACCUGAGGCCAGAGCUGUACAGCGACGACCCCUGGGUGGAGUUCAUCGAGCUGGACAUGGAGAAACCCAACGACAGGCUGACUGUGCUGGACACCCAAUGCUUGAUGAACGACUGUGCCUCCUCAAACUGUCCUCCUAUCACCAUUGGCUUCAGGGAUGACGACUCGGGCCGGGCCAGCUGCUGUGACCCUGAUCUGCCUGACCCAGAGGCCUCCCCCUUCCACUCCCUCCUCUCCAACACCAGCCGCUCCCUGGAGCCCUCUGGCCUGGCCAGCUCCCCAGUCCAGACCCCCACCACUGAGGUUUCUCCCUGGGCCGUCCCUGGCAGGGAGGACCUCUACACCAAGGUGAAUGAGGUGAGACCCACUGGUGAAGUGCUGCUGACACCUGAGGAGCAGAGCAAGGUGGAGGAGAAUGCAGAGGAGAAGGAUGAGAAGGAGAAAGAGAAGAAGAGGAGGGAGUUUCAGCUGCUGGUGGUGAAUGCUGAUGUGGGAGGCUACACCUCAGAGUUAGAUGCUGGGAAGAUGAGUGCAAGACCCACCACUGGGAGAGCCAGCCAGCCUGCUCCAACGGAGGACAGUAGUCUUGUGCAGGGACAGUGCUUCGGGGAGUACCAGAGCCUGUACUUUGAGGCUGAAAUGCCCCCCAUUCCACCUGCCUCUCCCAUCUCCCCACUGCCCCCUGUCUCUGCCUACACCAUGGUGGAGGGAGUGGACAGGCAGAACAGCCUCCUUCUGAAGCCCAGCUCCCCACCUGCACCCCAGCCAGUCCUAACCAAGCAGCCCCUGCCCACACCUACACCAGAGGGUUACCUGACCCCUGACCUACUGGGCAACAUUACACCAUAACUCAGAGGUGUAGAGACUAUGCCAGUCAUUAGUGAUUGGACACAGAUCAGAGGUGGCAUGGGAAUUCAGUGCCUGAGUGACUAGACAUCAAAAGAGUAGGGUGCCAAAUGUCAUGCCUCCAAAAAUGAGAGGGGGUCCCUGCCUGCCCCACCUCUUCCCGUUCCUUCUCCCAACAUGACAGCUGUAGACAUUUUGAGGUUUAGUAAGAUGGAUGGUGAGUACAGGAGAGGGGUCUGUUCUUCAAGGUGCCACACCUGUCUGCAAAAACUUUAACAAGAACUGAGCGAACAAAGGAAAUAGGGAAAGGACAAGAAGGGAUUAUGGUCUCUCACAGGAACUGGCCAUAUGAACCUCUUCACAUAUUAUGAAUGUGAAAUAAGAAAUAUAUAUUUUGAAGAACAUCACCUACGUGUGACUUUAAAUGCCAGCA
Molecule: messenger RNA, 15384 nt
Organism: Coregonus sp. 'balchen'
Lineage: Eukaryota; Metazoa; Chordata; Actinopteri; Salmoniformes; Salmonidae
Source: the annotation of a GenBank genome assembly